AUGGCCGACGCCCAGCUCUACGAAGAAUCCUUCUCCGCAACCCAGAUCCUCGACCAGACAUACGACCGCGUCCACCGAAUCCUGGGAACCUCGUCGGACAGCAGCACGUCAAUCACCCUCGACAUCAACAGCGAACUCUAUCCCAUCUCCGCGGGCGAGACAUUCUCGUGUCUCAUCGCCUCCACCCUCAACCUCGACGGCACGAAAGAUGAGGGCCAGAGUUGGCGCAAGAACCAAGGGCUCGAGGGAGGAGGCAGCCUCGCGGACAUGUGGGACUAUGUGUGUUAUGGCAAGGUCUACAAGGUGGAGGAUCCGGAUGAUGGUGAUCGGAUGUGAGUAUACAGAUCAGACCUCAAGGAGCGCGGCAGUGUAACAAUGUCUGACGAAAGUGUCAUGUUGCAGCAAGGUGUACAUCUCCUUUGGCGGCCUGCUCAUGGCGCUCGAUGGGCCGUACAAGAAGCUCAGCCCGCUGAAGAUCGAAUACGUCUACUUGCUGCUCAAGAAGUAG
Molecule: messenger RNA, 508 nt
Organism: Lecanosticta acicola
Lineage: Eukaryota; Fungi; Ascomycota; Dothideomycetes; Mycosphaerellales; Mycosphaerellaceae
Source: the annotation of a GenBank genome assembly